AUGUGGAACGAUACAUCUAACGAUGGCUUCUUUACAAAGAAGCUCUUUCGCAUAGCAAAGGAAAGGGAGCUUCUGGUGGUCAUGAAGAUGGAUUUUAAGGUUUAUCUAACACCAUGCGCCGUCAUCAAGGGCCCUGACGACUCCUGUCCCGAAGUGUGGCCAUCAAAUGACGGUGUGCAAAGCGUUGUUUCUAAAUUCCGGGCAUUGCCGGUGGUGGAGCAACAGAAGAGAAGGAUGGACCAAGAGACUUUCCUCAAUCAUCGGAUAGCCAAAACGUCCGAGCAGUUGAAGAAAGAGAUCAAGGAGGGCAGGGAUUGGGAGAUAAGGGAAGUCAUGUUCCACUGUUUGACAGGAAACAUGCAUCUGUUUCAUCUAUAUCCCGUGGAUCUGAAAGAUUUAGGUUCUCUGAUUGACAAAUAUCUGGAAGAUGUUAAUCGGAGGAUCGAGGUUUUGGAGGAUUCUCGUGUGGAGAUCGGUGAAUCCUCCUAUGCUGCUGGUGGUCCUUCUGAAGGGCUUGGAUCUGCUCCAGCCGCUACGAUUGAUGAGGAUGAUUCUUCCUCCUCAUCGACAACUGCCGCCGCCCGCAGGUUUCAUUAA
Molecule: messenger RNA, 597 nt
Organism: Microthlaspi erraticum
Lineage: Eukaryota; Viridiplantae; Streptophyta; Magnoliopsida; Brassicales; Brassicaceae
Source: the annotation of a GenBank genome assembly